AUGUUGUGCUUCAAAUCACUGCCAUUUUGCCUUGUAACUGCAUAUCUAUUUUUUUCUUGCAUUCUCUUUUCAUUUUCACUUGGAGAACAGGCUCGUCUUCCUGCUACUUCAGGGUCAUUUGGGGAGAAAAAUAAUGGGAUGGUUUUUUCUUGGGGGAGAAUUGAAAGAUUUCUUGCUGAAUCCGAUGAGCGUCCGGUGAAUUCAACUCUUGUGUUGGCUGCAAAGAGGACUUAUAGAAAAGAUCCUCUAAAUAAUUUCGAGAAAUACAGAGGAGGCUGGAAUAUUAGUCAACCACAUUACUGGGCUUCUGUGGCUUUUACCGCUGCUCCAUUUUUUGUUAUCGCGGCAGCCUGGUUUUGGCUCUUCGCGUUAUGUUUAUUAAUCAUCUGUCUCCGCCACUGUUGCUGUCACAAGGAGCCUUAUGGCUAUUCUCGAAUUGCUUAUGCGCUCUCUCUAAUAUUACUCAUACUCUUCACUAUUGCUGCAAUCAUUGGAUGUGCUGUUUUGUACACUGGCCAGGGGAAAUAUCAUAGCAGCACAGCAAACACUUUGGAAUAUGUUGUACAUCAGGCAAAUUCCACAUCCGAGAAACUUAGGAAUGUAUCUGAAUAUCUAUCUGCAGCUAAGAAGGUCGGAGUGGAUCAAAUGUUUCUCCCUUCUAAUGUCCAAUCUGAUAUUGAUCGGAUUCAGACCAAGAUAAACUCUUCUGCUAGUACCCUUGCCACUACAACAGAAGAUAAUUCAAAUGACAUAAAAAAUCUGAUCGAUUCUGUGAGAUUGGCUCUAAUCAUACUGUCUGCCAUUAUGCUUAUCUUGACGUUUCUUGGAUUUGUGUUUUCACUUUUUGGCAUGCAAUUUAUUGUAUACAUCUUGGUGAUCUUAGGAUGGAUUCUUGUCACGGGAACUUUUAUAUUGUGUGGCAUUUUUCUUCUCCUCCAUAAUGUGACUGCAGACACUUGUGUAGCAAUGGAUCAAUGGGUCCAGAAUCCAACGGCUCAUACAGCUCUAGACGAUAUACUGCCGUGCAUGGACAAUGCCACGGCACGAGAAACUUUGACAAAAAGCAAGGAAGUCACUUCUCAACUUGCUAAUAUAAUGAACUUUGUUGUCAACAAUGUCUCCAAUAUCAAUUCCCCCCCGAACGUUCCAACUCUCUACUUCAAUCAAUCCGGCCCACUUCUACCGUCCCUUUGCAAUCCAUUUAAUUCUGAUCUGACUGAUCGAGCAUGUAAGCCGGGUGAAGUGGAUUUGGAAAAUGCAACACAGGUGUGGAAGAACUAUGUCUGUGACGUUUCACCGAAUGGCAUUUGUGUCACUACUGGUCGUCUGACUCCGACGUUCCACAGUCAGAUGGCCGCUGGUGUAAAUGUAAGCUUUGGCUUGUAUAGAUAUGGUCCUUUCCUCGUUGAUCUACAGGAUUGCACUUUUGUGAGACAAACAUUCACGGACAUAAGCCGAACAUAUUGUCCAGGCCUGAGACGAUACAGCAGUUGGAUUUAUGUUGGGCUAGUGAUGGUUGCUACUGCAGUUAUGCUCUCGCUACUUUUCUGGGUAAUAUACGGAAGAGAGAGAAAACACCGCGUUUAUACGAAAGAGCAUACACUCAGAUUCACCGAAGGCUAUGAAGGUGAUAAACCAUAG
Fraxinus pennsylvanica is the source of this 1641-nucleotide messenger RNA. The record is from the annotation of a GenBank genome assembly. Lineage: Eukaryota; Viridiplantae; Streptophyta; Magnoliopsida; Lamiales; Oleaceae.